This is a messenger RNA of Folsomia candida, 2791 nucleotides long. Its product is annotated as angiotensin-converting enzyme. Gene Ontology annotation, molecular function: metallopeptidase activity; peptidyl-dipeptidase activity. Gene Ontology annotation, cellular component: plasma membrane. The record is from RefSeq and is a predicted model, not a curated record. Bases 363 to 2243 code for a protein of 626 amino acids. The transcript has 8 exons. Gene Ontology annotation, biological process: proteolysis. Lineage: Eukaryota; Metazoa; Arthropoda; Collembola; Entomobryomorpha; Isotomidae.
UCGUAGUGGAGACUGUUCGGUCGGAUUAGUCGCCUUUACUUUCACUUUGCACUUCAUUUGCUUGAGUGUCAACCCGUGUCGUCUCAUUCCUCUCGCGAUCCUCAACCCGACAACCAAAGCUUAUUUUAGCACCACGCACCCCCACUGUUAUCCUGUCGUCGUUGGGAUUCUCACUCUUUGCAGAUAAGUCUGUCUCAAUAUUGUCUCAAUUAGUGCUACUGCUGUUCCUCUUCAAGUCUCAAAUUUCCCCAAUCUCAAUCAGUUUUCUUGCUAAUAACCUCAUAUUAGUGAAGUUUACCUUAUACACAGUUAAUGCUCAAGUUCACGUAUAAAUCGACUGAUUAAAGCGAAAUUAAUGAACCAUGGGAGAAAAGAUGAGGGUUGGCAAAAAGAGUCCGAACGACUUAUUUUGCACCUUAAGAAUUCCAUUUUUGUCAGUUUUGGCAAUUCUUUUUGUCACUGGAAGCAUCUCUGCAUCGAGGAUUCCGACCGACGUUGACCACCUUCUUGGAAAGUUUAACGACGAGCUGCGACUUUACCGACAUUAUGGAGCUGAACUGGCUUGGGAUAUGAGCAUUAAUAUGACUCAUGAGGUUUUGGAUAAAAAUGAGCAAUUUACUAUUCAACGCAACAUCUGGACAAAUGAAUGGUGCUCUCAACUGAUGAAUCUGUACCGUUCCGAUGUCGCCAGUUCAGAAAACCCAUUGGAAUGGACACUUGAACAUCUUCGACAACUCUACCUGGUUUGCAGAGGUCCUCGCUUCACCUCGUAUCAAUUGAGUAACGUUCUCGAAAUUUUGAGCACAAUGCAGAAGCUUUACAAUAAAGAGGUCUGCAUUAAUGGGAAGUGCAUGAGAAUGGAGCCGGAUCUCAACCGCAUAAUGGAAUCGUCAAGGGAUGAGAAAAUGUUGAACAAAGUUUGGUCUCGAUGGCAUGGACAGAUUGGGACGGAAGUGAAACCCUUGUACGUGUCCCUCGUUCACAUGCUGAAUCAGGGGGCGAGACAGGCAGGUCACUCAGAUAUAGGCGAAUGUUGGCGAGAAGAGACUGAAAUACCACAUUUGAAAAUGGUUGCGAGCAAACUGUACUCGGAAGUGAAACACUUGUACGAAAUGCUUCACACCUUCGUCCGUUUCAAACUGGAACAAUUUUACAAAAUGGACUUUAAUGGUGGACCCAUACCUUCCCAUUUGCUUGGAAACAUGUACGCUCAAAAUUGGCAAAGUUUGAUUGACAUCGUGUGGGAAGAUGAUGAUGAGAAAAGUAAUGAGAAAAUGAGCAAGGAGGAAACCAAUCCCCUGGUGAAAGCAAUCCUUCCAAAAAAUGCAACUGUGCUCGACAUGGUGAAAGCAGCAGAGGAUUUUUUCGUCUCAAUGGGAUUGCCAAAAAUUCCUCCCUCAUUUUGGAAAAACUCGUAUUUCGAGGAUCCCAAACCAACGGACGGAGAACAACCUAAUGCUCGAAAUUGCCACGGUUCGGCAGCCAACAUGUUUGGUCUGCAUGGUCCAGAUUACAGGAUGAUGAUGUGCGCCGAGGUGAAAGAUGAGGAUUUGGUCACAUUUCAGCACGAAAUUGGUCAUAUUGUGUACUUCAUGGCAUAUUCAAACUUACCAACCAUUUUUCAGGACGGGGCAAAUUCAGCAUUCCAAGAGUCCGUUGGGGAUUCCGUGACUUACGAUCUCAAACCGACCUUCACAUCGGAAAAUAGCAAAAUAAAGUCUUUGCUGAAAACAGGGCUGGCAAAAUUGCCCCAAGUUGGAUAUGGCCUCGUGAUGGACCUGUGGCGUUGGAACGUGUUUGAGAAUGAGGACGCUGUGUCGCUGUGGAACCAAAACUGGUGGGACUUGCACCACGAAUAUCUCGGUGUAACAAAACCAGCAGGCUACAAGAUCAGGGAAGACAAUGUGAUGGAUGCGGCUGGGAAAUUUCAUAUUAUUGACAACAUUCCAUACAUUCGAUAUUUCUUGGGCUCCUUUCUACAAGUCCAGUUUUAUGAGGCGAUGUGUACGGCUGCUGGAUGGAAAAAUGACAUGCAUGCUUGUCAGAUACGGGGGUCGAAGGAUGCGGGUCAACUAUUGUGGAGAAUGAUGGGACGAGGGACGAGUAAUCACUGGUCCACAACUUUGGAGGAGAUGACCGGGUCGAAAGAUAUUGAGUCGGGAGCAUUGCUAAGAUAUUUCAAGCCUCUUCAGCGCUGGCUGGAAUCUCGAAUUCGUCGACACGGUCUUUCUUUGGGCUGGUAGAAGUAUGUAUGCAUGUACAAACGUGUACAUAUACUCUCAUGCAAAAAGAUACUCUGCAAAAUUAUUGCAAAAUUAUUACAAGACUUCAGAAAAGGUCACGAUUAUAUUUUUGUGAAUACUUUACAAAUUUGUGGAUGCUUUAAAUUUGUGUUUCCAAUUGAUUAGAAGUAGAGAAAAUUUCCAUUCAGAUCAGUGUAUGUACUUUCAUUGUUAAUUAUGUAUUUUUUUAUUAAUCUCAGUAAUGUGCUUGGUAUUAUUUAACUUAAUUUAUGUUGCGAGCUGUCUUACUAAUUAAAAAAGUAAUGCCGAAAUAAGCAAAAUAAGCAUUGGCGUCGUGAAGAAUUUCAGUUUAACUGGUUUAUUAUUAAGUAAGUAUUAUUAACUGGUUAUUGUCGUAUCAACUUGAAAAUUUACAUGGUGGUGAAAGGAAGAGCCUGUUUAUGGAAACAAUAAACCAGUUAAACUGAAAUUCUCUGCUACUCCUAUAUUUACCCUGCUUAUUGUAUGCAUAAUCAACGUCAUUGGUAAAAAAGGAUGUAUUACAAAAU